GCAAAGCAUGGCCCCGCAGCCGACGUGCGCACCCAGCGACGACGAGACCAUCCGUGCGGCGUUUGCUGCUUUUGACGCCGACGGGAGCGGUUCGAUUGACGCGUCUGAGCUCCUCGAGCUUGUCGAGAGCCUUGGUGGGAUCCUGUCGCCCGACGAAUUUCAAGCCGCUUUGAAGCUACUGGACAAAGACGGCAACGGCGUCAUCUCUUACGACGAGUUUGCAGCGUGGUGGCAGCAGGCGGGUGAUGAUCUGGACGGCGACGGCGCGACGGGCGAGCUCGAGAAGGCGCUGAGUCGGCUCAAGGAGCUUGGGCAGCAGCGCUACCAUGUGGACAUCCACACGGCGUGUUGGAAAGGCGACGUCGCGGUCGUCGAGCGGCUCUUGGAGCACGACGUUGUCAAUGACCGCGAUGCGACCGAGUUUGGCGACAUGAAUACGCCGCUGCACUAUGCCGCGUACCAAGGGCAUCUCACGCUUUGCCGUCUCUUGAUCGAGAAGAAGGCCAAAAUCAAUACGACCAACGCAGUAGGGUGCACUGCACUCUUCUUUGCAUCUCAGCAAGAACACACGUCUGUUGUCAAAUACCUUCUCGAGCAAGGCGCAGACGCCAAGCUGCGCGAAUCCGAGCAUCUGCUGAGUGCCGUCGACGUGACGUCGUCCAUGGCGGUUCUCGAUACGUUUCGAGCCAUCGCUGGCGACAAGCCGUCGCCGCCACCACGCGUCGACGCAAAGCUCAUCACUGCCACGUCCAUCACGAUUACGUGGACGGCCGCAAGUGCCAAGCUUAACGAGUCGCUGCCGCUUUCCGGCUUCAAGAUCAAAGCGACGGCGCCUGGCAAGAAGACGUGCUUGCAACUCGCGGGGACAAAUCCGCUCCAAGCGACCUUGGUCAAGCUCACACCCGAAACGACGUACUCGAUUCAAGUCGCUGCCGUGAGCCUCCACGGGGCGAGCGAGUACGGACCUCCUCUGCUCGAGACGACGCUGGCAGGACCUGCCGUAGCACCAGGACGGGCGACGCCUCGUGGCAACACUGCAACAAUACGCAAUCAAAGUACGAUACGACCCGAGGCAAGCGUCCCCAAGCCGAUCGUCGACCCCAGCGACGUGACGACAGAUCCUUCUUGCGACGAGAUACCACGAGACGAAGCUUACGGCAUGUAGAGACGCCAAGAUGACACUAAGGACACCGGUUUGUACGACCGAGAGUUGACCACGAGGUCGUCGCUCGUCUUUACUCUAUGUCACCAGUGAUGUACUACUGACUGCAUGCCCCACUGUAUAAUCUGACGGCCGUGCGAAGGCCCGCGAAUGUGUCG
This is a messenger RNA of Saprolegnia diclina VS20, 1320 nucleotides long. RefSeq lists its product as hypothetical. The record is from RefSeq and is a predicted model, not a curated record. NCBI's taxonomy places the organism in Eukaryota, Oomycota, Saprolegniomycetes, Saprolegniales, Saprolegniaceae. The coding region runs from base 8 to 1165 and encodes 385 amino acids. The transcript is spliced from 9 exons. Gene Ontology annotation, molecular function: calcium ion binding; protein binding.